Molecule: messenger RNA, 786 nt
Organism: Suillus fuscotomentosus
Lineage: Eukaryota; Fungi; Basidiomycota; Agaricomycetes; Boletales; Suillaceae
Exons: 5
Coding region: 1-786 (261 amino acids)
Source: RefSeq, a predicted model, not a curated record
AUGGACCCAAUGCGGGCACUGUGGGCCAUCCAGUUGGACACCCCAGGAAGGAUGGAAUUUCAUGAAACACACCAGGCUGCAGAGGCAGGGAGUCAUCAUAGUGACACCAGGCAGCCAGUGGAACCACGCACUCGUGACUCGGAAUUGAGCACAAGCACCAGCCCCGCUCCGUCUGGACGUGAGUCAUCCCACGCGGACUCGGAUCAAUCAUUACGUGCGCCAACAAGCACAAGUGUCAUUCAUGAUAUCUUUGAUGGAGAGUCGGACAUUGAGCCAGUGCGAGUUGUUCCGCAGCCAAGCACUGCUCCUGCGUCAAGUGGUGCGCGCAAUCUUCAGACUCGUAGUGUGAUUGACGACUCAGAUCAGGCUGCAAGCUGCAAUAAUUCACCGAAGCAAUCCAACAACCAGCUGCUCUGUGACUACGAUGACGAUGACGAUGAUGAUGACAACUUCUUUUUCGGGGCGGAUGCAGAACUCAAGUGCAUGAUUGAUAAAUUUUCUGCCAUCGGUGACGACAACAACAACAUUAUUCAAGAUGUUCCGACCACGGCAGCACCUGAUUCACCAUUGCCAGAACAUGCUUCCUCAGCCAAUGGUACCAAGACCAAGGUACUGCAUGCAACCAUGCCAACAUGGCUUGCAGACAAGUAUGCAGAUGCCCGCACUCGUCUUGAUUCUGAAAUCGCAAAGACCGGGAGACCAGUGUGUUACGAGAGUGGGCAGUUCACCAUGACUGCACCUCCACUGGUAUUUUCCUGUGUCAUCCCUUUUGAGAUUGAGCCCUGA